AUGGCUGCACACUCAGCCUCCUUAGAUCAGCUUCCUGAGGGAGCUGGUGGUGAGGAGGCAGACUUGCACACCCUGCUGCCAGACAGCAUUUCCAGGCAAGCAGAGCGGCCUGGACCGCUGAGGAGCGCUUUGGAGGCCCGAGCUGCCAGCUCUAAAUGCUCUGUGGACUUCACUUUCAGUCGCCUGGUGGCCCAGUGCUUUGUCAGGUACAGCAAAGAGAAUGUGGACUUAGCGGCAGCACUCCUCACGCUGGCUUGCUUGGGGGAGGGAAAGGAGAUUUCUUGGGCAAAUGAGCCACGCCUGCGUUUCCUACUGGGCUUACAUGCUGUCAGGGAAGCUCCUAGGUUCCUCCCAGGGGAGUUGAAUGCGAAGCAGCUGGAGGAGGCAGACAAGUGGCGCUGCGACAGCCGUACAGCAGCAUGCGCGUGCCUGCUGCUGCUGUGCGCGGCGCGGGAGAGCCUGGGCCACGAGCGCGACUCGCUGCACCUGCUGGGCGCGCUCAGAGACGUCUGCGACGCGCUCGGCCGCAGCACCGGCCACGACAGCAUGGUUUGGGGCUGCGACCUGGACCCUGGAAACUGGGCUGCCCACCGGCCUGCCCAAGGAGCAGCGGCCGUGUCUGCGUCGCCAGGGCCAGGCUCUACAGCAGCCGCGCCGGAGCCGGCGGGGGUGAUCGACAAUCCCGGCACACCGUUGGCAUCCGGUGCACCGGCGGCCCACGGCCCCAGCGUGCCAGACGUGGAGAGCGGCGACGCUCCUGCUGUAGAAUCGGACGGGGAGCAGCCGGGGUCUCUUGAAGCAGCAGGCUCUGUAAAGGAGCCUGCGCUGCAGCCGGCUGCGCCACCACCUGCCCAAUCCCUGGACCAGGCCAAGGUGGAUCAGCUGAUGCAGAAGCUGGACGAGCAGCUGCAGCUGCUGCGGCAGGCGACUCCGCUGCUGCGCCAACGCGCAGAGCAGCUGAAUGACAAGGAGGCGGCCGCCGUGCGGAGGCAGCUUGCCGUUGUUUUGGACCAGCAGACGGACUUCUUCGAGUCCAACAUGCAGGCUCUGCGGGAGAAUCUGCCGCGCAUGCAGUUGCCGGUGGGCGAGCUGAUCUUCCCGGGCAUCGGCUGGCCGCCAAAUGUGGCAGCGCCGGCCGCGCAGAUGCCAUUGCUGGGCCUUCCCGUGCCGGGUCUGGCCGUGAGGGGGGCUCUGCAGCAGGACCUAGCAGCCGCAUUCUCCUUGCAGCGCGCCCCUGAGCCCUCCAGCGAGCCAGCAGCCCUGCAGCAGCAGCAGCGCUCUGGGCACUUAGAGCAGCCGCUGGGGGGGCCCUCGGCAGGGUCUGAGCCGAGCGGCCGGGGCAGCAGCGACGGCGGGGUUCUGGCCGGAAAGCUGGCGGCGCUUGCCGCGACCAAAGCGGCCGAGCCGAGGAGCAGCCAAUCAAAGCUCAGCUGCGGCGUUGUGGAGGAAGAGGGCAAAGUGCAGGCCACUUGGGCGGUUGUGAGGGCGGCGGUGCCCCUGCUGAAGCAGCUGGCGGGGGGCAAGCUGCCGGCCGCCUCACCUGCAGCUGCGCCGGAGCUCUGCCGGGCACUGGCAUGCCUCUGCUGCCGCACCUCUCCCUGCGGCCGCGCCUUUGCCGGCCACAUCUUCAAAGAAUGUGCCGCUCACAUAGCCAAGCUGCUCAAGUCGGACGAGCCGAGGGGCGCAGCGGGGCCGGUGCAGCUGCUGAGCCAGCUGCUGCUGAGCGAGCUGCCGGCGCCCUCCAAGGCCCGCUACCCGCCCAUCCCGCCGUCCGCAUCCCUCAAAAUCUCCUCCGUCUUCGUGCAGCUCGGAGUGGUCGACCACCUGCGCCAGCGCUUCGUCGACGCCACUGAGGCCCUCAGGAGCCCCAGCCGCCAGGCCAAUGGUUUGAGCCACCCCUCGACAGGUGGGGAGCAAGAGGUGAACGGGGUGUCCCUGAGGGGCCAGGAGGCCCUGGCAGCGGUGGUCUGCGAAGCGCUGUCGCUGUUUGCGGUCAACUCCGCGUCGCACCGGUCGCUGCAGGCAGCCGCCACGUUCCAGACCACGCUCACGCUGCUGGGCGCCAGCCCAGAGUGCCACGUCAGCAUGGAGACGGAGGCCAGGGCGUUGGAGUUGAUCCGCGCUCUGGCAGCGCACUGUCCGAGCGUGGCCGAGUCGGCGGCGCUGUGGGGCCAGGCGGGGCUGCCGGCCCUGUCGGCGCACCUGCGGCCGGGGCACGACACGGCUCUGCGCGAGGCGGCGGCGGCCGCGCUGGACGCGAUUCUGCGCCUGCACAAGACGCAGGCCGUCAAGGAGGUGCUUGCCAAGGGCAUGCGCAUCCGUGGCCUGCUCGACAAAUACGACGCUGUGCGGGGAGAGAAUUUGCGCUUCUUCCCGGAGCUGCGCCACCGCGUGGCCAAGAUGCUGCGCGUGCUGGCCUACGACAGCGGCGGCGCGGCGCUGCCAGAGCUGCUGCGGCCGGGCAAGGAGGGCUGCGUGCCCUGGCUGGUUGCCGAGCUGGGCAACUCCUCCACGCACUGGUGCACCCGCGCUGAGCUGGCCGCCGUCCUCGGCAGCCUCGCCCGCAUCCCCGCCCUCUCCGCCGCCAUGGCGAGGUCGCGGCGCAGUGUUGCUGGCAAGGACAUAAUGCUGGACCCUCGCGCAGGCAUCCGCAAGGCCGGCGCCAUGGGACCUCUCAUGGCCCUCCUCAAAGAGGUCACCGAGAACAAGACACAUGCGCUGAACAAUGAGAUUGUGGUGAAUGCGCUUGCGGGCGUCAUAGGAGUGGGGAUCACCUAUAUCAAGGAUGACGAGGACAUCCUCCCCAUCCUGAAGCCGGAGUUGCUGCCGCAGCUGUUGAGAGUGAUGGACGUGAAGCUUAUGACGGGCAGCGAGGGGCAGCGCAAGCUGAUGCUGGGCAACGCCACCAUCCUCGCCUACUGCCUGCGCUGGCCCGAGUUCAGGGACGAGUUUGUGCGGCGGGGCGGCCACAUCUGCGCGACGGACCUCAUGAUCUGGUGCGCCAACAACGAGCCGCCCGCGCCCGCGCCCGGCAAGGACGACUUCCACAUGGAGACAGUGUGCACCCUCGUCAACAUAAUCGGCAACGCCGCCCGCAGCAGCGCGCUGGAGUACAUUAAUGAACAGGGUGGGCUGCCGAUCGCAGCGCGCUACCUGGCGCGGGCUGUUGCACUGCCGCCCAGCAACACCUCCUGGUACAUGGGCCUCUCCAACGGCGCAGCCGGCCUCUGUGAUCUGCAGGCGGUGCUGGUGAACAACCCAAAGGUGGCUGCAGCGGUGGCGGAGAUCUGCAUGGUUGGCCUGGCCACCACUGCUCACGCCACUCGCGGACCUCCCAAACCUGACAAGGCUCGCAUCGAUCGACUCGCCUAUGUAGUCACCUCGCUGUCGACGCUGGCCACGUACCUGAAGGGGUCGGCGCCGGGUGCGAUAGCGGAUGCGCUGGAGCGGGGCACCUUCCAGCAGCUUCUGGACCUGCGGCGCACGCUGCACCUCUCCAACGCCACCAUCGGCUACCUGCAAGCCUUCGUGCAGUCCUCCCGCAACCCCACCAAGGACGCGGCGAUGGCAAAUGCAAACAUGUGCCAGCUGCUGGAGGAGGAGGCACGGGAUAAGGAGCGCGAGGCGCGAGAGGCCGCGCGGAAGCUCAAGCGCAAGCUCAAGAAGGCCGAGGCGCGGCUGCGCUCCCAGGAGGAGGAGUCUGCGCAGCUGCGCGCCGCGCUCGCCCGCGCCGAGCUGGCCGAAAGCUCUUCUGCGGAAGCUUCCCCUGGCCGGCCAGCCGCCGUCAACUCCACCCCAGAGGAGGCUUCCUCGGAAAAGCAGCCGCCGGCCGCCGCGGGCGAGGACGCGGCCCCGGGCGGCAGGGCGCGCAGGGGGAGGAAGAAAGGGGUACCCAGGGCUGAGGCAGCCGAGGCGGCCGGCCGGCAAAACGGCGGCAUGGCCGCGCAUGCGCGCGAGUUGAGCGCAGCUGCAAGCUCUGACGAGGACGGCGGCAGCGAGGGCGCGCUACCGGACAGCUGGGAGGCGAUGGCCGAGGACGGCGACGUUGGGAAUGGCGCUGCUACGGACUUCAAUGCCGUUUACGGCGCAUCGCCCCCCGACAGCGGGUCCUGGACCACGGUCGGGGUGAAGAAGCCAGCAGUCGCGGGGGUGCAUGCUGAUGAGGCCAGCAAUGGCAAGGCACGCCCCACCACGCCGUCGGCGGCUGCCACGCCAGGCCAAGCAGGCUCCCCUGCGCCGGCAAAGCAGCAGAAGGGGUGGGGACGGCUGCCGGCCUCUCCCACCCCUCCGCCCCCUCCAGAGCAGCAGCCGCUGCAGCAACAAGAGCGGCAACGCCAAGGACCCUGGGGCAAUGGGCCGGCCACACCCUCGGGGCCUGCCCACCGCGCCAGCUUGCGAGCUAUUGCAGCCGCCCAGAAUCACACCGCCAACAUGCUCAAAGCACAGGUUGGCGCGCCGAGCAAGGAUUCCCCGGUGUCAUGGAGCAGCGUGGCAGCAGGCAGCGCAGCAGCGGCGCGUGGCCUGCCGCCGCCCUCGCCCAUCUCAGCAGCACCGGAGGCAGCGCACUCCGUGCAGGACGCGGCGUCAGCCGCCCCGGCCGCCUGGGGCGGCCACCGGCCGCAUCCGAGGAAGCCCGCAGAGGAGACGGCGGCGACUUCGGCACCGCAGCCGCUGCCGGCAGCGCCGCCACCGGAGCUCAGCGCGGAGUUUGCGGCACCGCCGUCGCGCGGCAGCCAGCCGUCCACUGCAUGGGACAGCCGCGAGGUCAGCGAGUCCGGCCUGCACAGCCCGGCCUCCAGCCGCCUCUCCGCGCCGGCCAGCCCGACGGCGAGUCACGCCACCGUCCGCACGCUGUCCAGCGACGCAGCCGCCGCCGCGGAUCCCUGGACCCGGCUCGCGGCCUCCCGGCCCGCACCCGAGGACCCGCCGGGGCCGACGUUCGACGAGCCACGCGGCCUACAGGCCAGCCCGGCGCCGCCGGCCAGCCCGGCCCCGGCACAGCUGCCUGGCAACCUCAGCCCGGCCGUCACUCCCGGCGAGGCCGGCCUGUUCACCCCGCAGCAGCCGCUCCCAACCGGUGCCCUGUGGGACGGCGUUGCCUCUCCUAGUCCCGCACAGGCUGCUGCGGAGCCGACGCAGGCCACAUCCUUGUGGGGAGCUGCGUCAGCCGUUGCUGGGACCAGCCCAGCCACUCCGCCUGUGCAGGAGCUCUGGGCGCAGCAGCAGCAGCAGAGCUUGGCGCAGGAAGCGAGCAGCGCCGGCCCUGCGCUGCCAGACAGCCUCUUCGGCGACCCCUGGGCAAAUCUGAACGUGCCGGGGGGCGGCAACCCCUGGAGCCUGCGCGGGGAUCUGGGCUUCGCGCCUGGCCCUGUGAAUGGCAUCGACAUUGCCUCAGCAGCCGCGCGCGUGUCGCAGCUCAACCCCUCAGCGGGGGUCUUCAAUGCGCAGGGCUCGGGCCUGUCCCCGGCGGCGUUCCCAGCGCAGGCCCCCCAGCCGCUGCCGCACGCCACGCAGGUGCACGGCGUGCAGCACGGCCUCGGUGCGCAGCUGCCGACAGCGUCCUCGGCAGCUCCCGGCGCGGGCGGCAGCAUCUGGGGCGCUCCCGGCAUGUCGGCCGCCGCCGCGUCGGCCACCGGCUGGAGCAGCGGGUUCAGCGCGCUGCGGGAGCAGGCCCCCCUCCCCCAGGGAGGGGACGCUGCCGUCUGGGGGGCAAGUCCCCCGUUCAACGAUGCGCCGGCGUUCCUGUCGUCGCUGAUGCAGCAGGUGCUGCCCGAAGAGGACGCGCUGCUGCCCGGCGGCCUCGACCUGCUGAUGCAGGGCAGCUUCCACCAGCAGCAGCAGCAGGUGCCCCCGGGGUUCCAGCUGGGAAAUUUAUUCUCGAUGCCGGUGCCGAGUGCAGCACCACAGCCGGAUCCCCGGCAGCUCUGGCAGCAGCAGGCCGCCGUAGGUCAGCUCUACGGUCAGCACCCGAGCCUCGCAGCCGCCUACGCUGCGGCGUCCGUGCCUCCUGCAUUGGGCGCUCGGUUUGGCGAUCCGGUAGCUUUGCUGCAAACGAGGGACUUUCAGGUGCCGCAUGCUCAGCAGACGGCGAGCCUGUCAGUGCCGAGUGUCAGGUAUGGGGCUGCACCGGAGGGGCGGCAGUUGCCGAUGCGCAGCCCGCCGCCCGGCAUGCAGGGCUUCCGCCAGCUCAGCCCGGAGAAGGGCCCGUCUCAACGGCCGUCUGAGGUUGUGCACGCCUUUGCUCAGGCGAGCCAGCAGGCGCGCGCACACGCGAACAACAUCCAGCGCUUCGCACCGGCGCAGACGCCGUCGGCAGCCAUCGCGGCGGCGAGCGGCCAGGCGCCACCGGGUUUCAGCAGAAUCCCCACCGCUAAGCAGCAGCCAAUUGGGCUCCCCUCCCAACGGCUGGGAGCCAUGGGAGGGCAGGGUCGCACAGGGGACUAG
Molecule: messenger RNA, 6444 nt
Organism: Coccomyxa subellipsoidea C-169
Lineage: Eukaryota; Viridiplantae; Chlorophyta; Trebouxiophyceae; Coccomyxaceae
Exons: 21
Coding region: 1-6444 (2147 amino acids)
Source: RefSeq, a predicted model, not a curated record